Zingiber officinale is the source of this 1127-nucleotide messenger RNA. Its product is annotated as nuclear transcription factor Y subunit A-7-like. Gene Ontology annotation, molecular function: RNA polymerase II cis-regulatory region sequence-specific DNA binding; DNA-binding transcription factor activity, RNA polymerase II-specific. Gene Ontology annotation, biological process: regulation of transcription by RNA polymerase II. The coding region runs from base 252 to 905 and encodes 217 amino acids. Lineage: Eukaryota; Viridiplantae; Streptophyta; Magnoliopsida; Zingiberales; Zingiberaceae. Gene Ontology annotation, cellular component: CCAAT-binding factor complex. The record is from RefSeq and is a predicted model, not a curated record. The transcript has 6 exons.
UCUCGAUGUUUUUGUUUCUAUUUCCUCGCCGUCGCUUUCAGUCGUUUCGUUGAAUAGCGCGAUCGGCUGCGGGAGUUUGCGUUAUUGCGGGGUUAGGGUUUGUUUCCUCGUUGGGAUCAGGCAAAGCAAGCUUCGAGGACUUCUCUUCGAUCUGAUUGGCUGGAGGAGUCGGCGCAAUUCGAUUGGAGUAGGCAGUCGACAGCGCCGUUUUCGGCAGUCCGUGUGAUUUUGUUUGCAAGCUUAGACGAAUAAUGGAAUCGCAUCCCGGUGUUCCAAGUACACCAGGUUCGAGCAUGGAACAGGAGCUGUGGGCCGCAGCCAGUCUUCGACCAGACGAGAACCAGAAUUAUCUCCAGGGUGCUCCAUCAAUGAUGGGCGAGUAUCUCGCACCCCAGACUCAGCUGGAGUUUGGACAUUCAAGUGUCUAUGCAAUGUAUCCAUCAGCAGAUCCUUAUUUUACUGGCCUAUUAGCUCCUUAUGGCACUCAAGCAAUGGUAAUUAAGUCCCUUGGCAAUUGGAUUGGAUGUUGUUCAUUUCAUCUACUUUUUCUAUUGAAUGUUCUUCUACAGCUUCAUCCUCAUCAGAUCAUCGGAAUGCCUCACUCUCGCUUGCCUUUACCUCUGAACAUGGCAAGGGAACCAAUUUAUGUUAAUGCUAAGCAGUAUCACGGUAUUCUCAGGCGAAGACAGUCCCGGGCGAAGGCUGAACUUGAGAAAAAAGCCAUAAGAGCUCGAAAGCCGUAUCUGCAUGAGUCCCGUCAUCAACAUGCAGUGAGGAGAGCUAGGGGCUGCGGAGGUCGUUUCCUAAAUUCCAAGAAUGCUGAUCAAAGCGACGACGCACAGGAAGCUCUCAAUUCUCGAGCAUCGCAUGAUCGCCCAGGUGAAAGAGGGAAGGAUGACAAAUGACGAUGUCAGUAGAGCAGAGGGAUUGACAGAGUGAAGGUCCAGGUGUAAAUGAAGCUGCUGCUAUCUUCAGAGUUUGUAGAUCGAUGGUUGCCUACUUGAUUAGGCGAGUGGAUUAGGGUUUGUCCUCUUGCCACUUUUGUUAAUGUACAUGCCAACUCUUAAAAUUAAUUAUCAGUUUCAGUUUUAUUUAAUUUUAAUAAAAAAAUUGCAGUUUUUUUUUCC